Pocillopora meandrina is the source of this 5598-nucleotide messenger RNA. Lineage: Eukaryota; Metazoa; Cnidaria; Anthozoa; Scleractinia; Pocilloporidae. The record is from the annotation of a GenBank genome assembly.
CGCUGACCACCAGUGGCCAUUUUAAUUCAAUCGAUUGCUCAUUUAACUUUUCUCACAGAGCAUGGCUCACAGGUUUUCUUCUGUGGUGCGAACGAUCAGCAGAGAUCCCCGAAUAUUUCUCCACCGUCAAAAGCGUCAUUUCAGCCCUGUCUUAUUAUCACGAAGCAUGGUGAGUUAUGUAUUUUGAGCAGUUAUGACGUUCACGCAAAACGUGAGAGAUAUUCUCCUACAAAUUACGCGCGGUCCUUUUUAAUUUUAUGUUUGAGGUAAUAGUUAAGCUGUAAAUCAAAGAAAACGCCUCAUUUGAUAUAUUUUUUCUUUCUUCUUGUCUCCUUUUCAGUUGAAAAUAUGUUGUUAUCGUAAUGAAAAGUUUCCUCUCGGUCACUCCUCAGAGUGAUAGAGUUAAUAUACAUUUAAAGAAGAUACUUCAUAUAUUUGUGGCCAACAGGCUUCAAGAAUUGAGACUGAUAGUUUUGGAGAAAUAGAAGUUCCAGCUGGUAAAUACUACGGAGCGCAGACAGCGAGAUCAAAGCUGAAUUUUCCUAUUGGUGAUGAAACUGAACAUAUGCCGGUAUGUUGAUCAUGAUCUUCUCCUACAAAUGACAUCUUGUUCUAGAGUACAUUCAGGUAGAUAUUACUUUAUACCAAUAAAAUUUGCCAGUGUAUACCUUUUACCAACCUAGUUUGGGGUCUGCAUGACAAGUUACAGACCAAAUUUUACUCUACUUAUGUUUGGCCCAAGCGUAAAUCAGGUCAUCAAAUUAAGUGGAAAAACCAAGGUUCUAUAACUUACAGAACGGACCAGGAAACGAGGUUAGGAAGAUAUUGAUUAUCUCUAGGUUUAAGUAGAGGGGGAGUUUUUAAUUGAAACAAAGUUUUGAAUUUAGCAGGUUGCGCAGUGAAAUGUAACCUGCUAAAUUGACCAGUCAUCACCCAUGUACUAACUGAAAGAUCUAAUAAGUUAAACGAAUUCUGGCUUCUCCAAUGUUAGUAAAGGUAUUACUUAAAGCAAUUAUCUACCUAGGAACACUUUUUAUCAGUUAACAGGAAAGGUUCAGAGAGAAUGUAAAAGAACUGGUGGGUGAUAUUUUUUAACCAUGAGCUAUUACAACUGGGCAUUAUUCAACAAAAUGUAAUGAUGGAAAAUCGUUUGGUUACUGGUAAUAGUGUAUUGUUGUUUUUGUCUUUUUUCUGAUAGGCUCCAGUGAUUCGUGCAUUUGGUUUCUUGAAGAAGGCAGCUGCAGAGGUCAAUAAGGAGUUUGGUUUGGAUGCAAGUGUAGCUGAUAACAUCAUGAAAGCAGCAGAUGAGGUACAAAACAUUGGAUUAACCCUUCAAUUCCUAAGAGGGACUAGCAUCUAAUUUCUCCUUAUAAUGUCACACUUGAAUUACACAUUAAGGUGAUGAGAAUAAAAGAAAUGAUCACCAAGAAAAGAAGUUCUCAAUUAUUAACAAAUUCUCCUUGUCAGCACCUCAGGAAAUGUAUAUAGAGAUUAGUAUGGAGAAUAUAUAUAUUGAUGUUGGAGAAUAUAUAUAUUGAUGUUGGAGAAUAUAUAUAUUGAUGUUGGAGAAUAUAUAUAUUGAUGGUUAAUGAAUCUAAAUAAUAUUGAAAAGGUGAAAACUUCAUUCAGUACCCCCUGGGUUUGGGUCUUGGGUGGAUAAUAGGGUUGAAUUCUUGUGCAAGACACAUAGCUGUCGCAGUGCCUCUUUUCAUCCAGGAAUUUAAAACCAGCAUCUGUCACCUGUCAGGGGAACUUGGUGAAUUGCCUGGAAAUAAACUACUGUAAACUAGAUCCCUCUGAUGGGAAGAAAAAUGCCUCUGGUUGUAUUACUUUUGGAUGAUAUUACAGACAAAUUGAGAUAUGCUCAAGCAGUGUGGCUAUCUUAUGUUACUCACUCCAAAAAAGCUGCAAAUUUGUGGAGUUAUAAUUGAUAAAUAUUAAAGGUAUUAAUUGGAGCAUCUUUGAUUCCAGGUGAUAUCUGGGAAGCUGAAGGACCAUUUUCCCUUAGUUGUUUGGCAGACAGGUUCUGGGACACAGUCCAACAUGAAUGUUAAUGAAGUGAUCAGUAAUCGUGCCAUUGAGCUGAUGGGUGGCGAGAUGGGAUCAAAAAAACCUGUCCAUCCUAAUGAUCAUGUCAACAAAAGCCAGGUCAGAGGCUUAUUUUAGUUUGCUUAAUAUUAGGGUGGGGAAAAGGAGAGAAUCCUCAUAUAGAAUGAUGUCAAAGUGCAAAGUUUUCACAAAUCAUGAGGGGCUACACAUCUUUCUCAAUGAUGUGAUUCAUCUGGUGGCUUACCCUUCAGAAUGUUCUGGUGAUUUCAAUUAACUUUGCAAUGGGAGGGGGGAGGGGGGGAGGAGAGAAGAGAGAAAGGCAGGGAUCCAGGUGGCCUUAUGAUCGUUGACUGUGUUGUGUCUCCAUAUUUUUUUCAUGAUCACUGUAACCAAUAAAAAUAGCUCCUUUAUGUUUUAAUAACAAUAUUUUUCUCUCUGAUUACAGAGCUCUAAUGACACAUUUCCAACGGCAAUGCAUAUAGCAGCAGCAAUGGAGGUGCAUGAACGUCUCUUACCAGGACUAAGAAAGCUUCAUGGUGCACUUCAGGCUAAGAGCACAGAUUUCAAGGAUCUUGUUAAGAUUGGUAGAACACAUACACAGGUGAAUUGUCUGAUCGUGUGUCUUAACAGACCGCAAUUGUGUCACAUGCUAAUUACCUUUUACAGCUCAGUGGAAAUCCUCAGAAGUUUGAUGCUUUCUCUUUCUUUGUUUUCCUCUGUUAACCCCCUUCACUCCCAAGAUCUGAUUAUUAAUCUCCCCUCCAGCUGCUACACAUUUCUCUGUAAACUAUUUACAAGAAUUUGGUGUAAGAUCAAAGCAAUGAAUUCUACCUGAUAAGUUUGAGUAUCCUCAUAACUUUUUUUCUGAACAAUUUCCAGAUAUUGGAGGAAGAAGCUACGUGUUAAUCACUUUUAAAAAUCAUGAACAUUAUCAACUUCUCAUGAAAAGAAUCCCAAUGAAAUUUAUCCCAUAGCCCUGGUCAAUAUACAGUGAGUUGCAUAGCAUAUGAACAAUGUGUUGAUUAUCAUUGGAGGAUUUGAUUAAUCAUCACCUUUUACAUGUUUUCAUUUUUACAGGAUGCCACGCCCAUAACUUUAGGCCAAGAAUUCAGUGGUUAUGUUAAACAGAUAGAGUAUGGUAUUGCAAGGGUGGAGGGCACCCUUACAAGAGUAUAUGAGCUGGCUAUUGGUGGAACGGCUGUGGGCACAGGACUGAACACAAGAAUAGGAUUUGCUGAAAAGAUGUCAGCUAAGAUUGCAGAGUACACUAAGCUACCAUUCACAAGGUGUGAAUUAGACAGUUGAUUUGGAAUAAAUAUAUUACUCUAAGUACUGUUCUAUGAUAUAUUCAAAAUGUUUAGGAUUGUUAAUUUGUAAGUUAUGAAAAGCAGUUACUAUUUGGCAUGUAGCUUCAUGUAGUUAUGAAUUUUUUUAUUUAUUUUAUUGCUUUGCACCUUAUUUUUAGGAGAUGAUGUAAUUUCAGGACAAACAAUUUUAAUUAGUGGGCCAUCAUUUUUUGAAAAAACAGUUUUUUCUUUAAUUUACUUUAAUUUUGAACACCAAUACUUUACUUUAAUCUUGAACACCAACAAGACUUCAUGCAGUUAUUUAAAUUAUUAUCUUCUUUGUUUCCUUUAGUGCACCAAACAAAUUUGAAGCCCUUGCAGCUCACGAUGCCAUGGUAGAGCUUCAUGGAGCACUCAAUGUGAUCGCUUGUAGUUUGAUGAAGAUUGCAAAUGAUAUCAGGUUUUUAGGCUCAGGUCCUCGCUGUGGAUUGGGUGAGCUGACGCUUCCUGAGAAUGAACCUGGGAGCAGUAUCAUGCCAGGUAACAACACAAUUCAUAACACUAAAGUACUGAACUGUUUCACUCGUACAGAAUCACACAGGGUUCACUGAAUCCUGAGCAGGUAUGAUAAAACAGUUUGGCAGUGGUGGCUCUCUAUUGGUUACAGAGAAACCCUUAACAUUACUCUUACCCUGCUUCAUGUACAGUGUACAUGUAUCAGUUUAUAUUAAUGCUCUUCCCCCUAGAGGCCAAUUGAAAAUGUUUUGCUUACCCAAGUUGGUGCUUAGAGCACUUUCCUAUUGUUUGUUGUUAAUCACAGCCAAGGUAAUUAGAACAGCCAAUCAGAAGAAAGGAAAAUACCCUGAAGAACCAAUGAAAUUCAAAGUGAAAACAAGCAAAUUUCCUAAACAUAAGAAAGUGGGUGUGGCCAAGUUAUAAUUGGUUCAAGUUUUGCAUCUAAUUGGUUGAGUGGCACAAGUUUUCUAGUCCAAUUACUAAGGGAAGUUAAUCUAAUCCAUUUGAAACUCCAUCAAAAAUUGAGUAAGGAAUAUAAUGAUAACUUGUUUACAAGUUUCCUGUUUUGUUCAAUUAGGCAAGGUUAACCCAACCCAAUGUGAAGCCAUCACCAUGGUCGCAGCUCAAGUCAUUGGCAAUCAAACAGCUGUGUCAGUUGGUGGAAGUAAUGGUCAUUUUGAAUUGAAUGUCUUCAAGCCAAUGAUAAUCAGAAAUGUUCUGCAGUCAACACGGCUUAUUGGAGAUGCCUGUGUAGCCUUUACAGAUAACUGUAUUGUGGGAAUUCAAGCUAAUGUGGAUAGAAUCAACCAGUUGCGUGACGAGUCACUCAUGUUAGUGACAGCAUUGAACCCUCAUAUUGGUUAUGACAAUGCUGCUAAGAUUGCAAAGAAAGCUCACAAAGAAGGCACAACUUUGAAGGAAGCUGCCAUAAGCCUGGGAUUGUUAACAGAAGAACAGUUUGCUCAGUGGGUGAGACCAGAGGACAUGUUAGGACCAAAGUGAAAAAUAUUUAACAUUGGUGGGACAUGAGUUGAAGCAAAAUGAAAAACCUCAAGUUUUCAACUCAUUUUUUCCAACUUUUACUAGGUUUUAAGACAAUUUAUCAAGUUUACAACUGAGCUAAUUUCAAAGCAUUUGCUACAAAACUUCUUUUGCAAUCCAGAUGCAGUAUUGGUAAUCCAUUUAAUUUAAAGACAAUACAAAUAGAUGUACACGUACAUGCUGUUCUUCAAAUUAAAUGCCAACUAUUCCAGUGCAGUGAAAUUACACAAAGGGGUGAUUUCAAAAUUAAAGUACCUGGCUGAGAGUUGCACAAAAAUAACACCUCCCAGAAACAUAAUGUGUUUAAUUAGGCCAAGCUGUGUUGUGGAUUUGGGUUGUAUUUUUAAUGUUAUUCAGCAAUUUGUGAAACACAGCAGCUGUGACUUGGUGGUAAGGCAAUAAAGUAAAUUUGCUGUUUCAUCAACUGAGUUUUUCAUCUGUCUACGAAAACAACUUUACAAAUCAAAAAUGCAUUUACUUUUCUGGUUCCCUUCUCACUUGUACUUCAGAGUAUUUUUAUCAUUCAACCUUGUUUUUAACUCUUGAACUCCCAUGAGUGACCAAGACAGAAUUUCUCCUUACAAUAUCAAUGCAAUAUCAACCAGAUAAGUGACAAGAAUAACAAAAAAUAUCAGUUUGGGAAAAAUUAGUUGAUCCAAUACUAAAUGUAUGGUUGACAGUAAGGAGAAUAAAAAAUUUGAUCAGG